CUGCAACCCUAGCAAUGCCCGAGAGGCAAGAGAGGCAAGAGAGGCAAGAGAGGCGCUCUGCUCACUGCCGGUCUUCAUCGGUGGUAAGCAAUCUUCCCCUUCUCCGGCUAUAAAUACCUCCCUCGACACUCACGAGCGCGGGCCCUAAGGCCGAUCCACCACCCCCCCUUCCCGGAGCCGGCCUUCAACGGCAACCACUAUUCCCCUUCUCCGGUUAUAACCCCUGGGCAUCUCCAGAAUACGUGUAAGAUGGGCAAGAAGAAGUCAUUCAUCGAUAAGAAGAAAUCCGCAACCUUCAAGCUUCUCGCACGCGACACAUCUAACUUUCCCGAAUAUGCCGAAGCUCCUGUUCCCCCAUCAUCCGACCGCGUAUUUGUCAGGGUCGACAACAACGUUUUUAGCGUGCCCGGCAUGUUCGAGGACGAUAAUGGCGGAAACGAUCGCGCCGCUGCCGAGCAAGCCGAAUUGAAAGGAGUAGAUAAUGUCGAUUCCAUCUUCGCCGAUGCACCUGGCGACACCGAUGACGUAGGGAGCUUCUCGCUGCCAUUGCUGAGGCAUGCUGCCCGCGUCACGAGUAAUCGGGCGGCUUCCAAUUUGCUUCCGGAUAAAGUUAGACAGGAAAUCCUGGAGCUUGGGUUACCCGACGACGGCUAUAACUAUCUUCAGCAUCUUCGGCAAAUCGGCAAUGCUGGUGCUGGCGCUGCUUACUAUCAAAACAGCAAGGCAAGAUUGGAUCUCGUGCCGAUUGAUGUUAAGGCCUUUGAUGCCUCGAGGCUAAAACUUAGAGGAGUUGAGUCAGACAAGGAUUCAAUCUAUGCUGUUGCUACUAAGGCGGUUGGUGUUAGGGUUCAAAAGGUUUCUGAUCCCGAUGUGGCGAGGUUGCUAGAUGAUAGCGAUCUGUCAAGGUUUGGGUCUGAUACGGAGGACUUUGAUGAGGAUUUCGUGUUCAAGGCCAAUCUUCCUGUAAGUAGUGAGGGGGAAAGUGAAGAAGUGGAGGAAGCUGAACCAGGAGGAGAUAAAAUGGAAAGGAAAAUGUGCUCGAGUAAGGAUGUGCUGGAGGAUGAGUCUCAUGAUGAGGAUGGUGUAGAUGAAUUAGAAGAUGGUGACAAGCCUAGAAUUCCUAGGCUGCUGGACGAACAGUUUGAUUUGCUCGCGCUGCGAGGAUAUGGUGACACUUACAGUGACGAUGAUAGCUAUCACGAUGAGGAGGCUGAUACGACUGUUACAAAGCUUCAUGAUGCUCUAAGGGAGUGCAAAGUGAAUGAUUUAGAAUUUGAAGAGCAAUAUCGAGCUCCUGGGGAUUAUAUAUGUAAACAAGAAGCACCAAACAUGGGCAUUCAGUUGGAUGAUUCUGCAGAUUUAAUUAGCAGGUGUAGAGAGUAUGCUGAAAAGUAUUUUAAUGAUGAUGGGGAUAAAGAAGAUUUGAUCUUGGUUGAGGAAAGUAGUGACGAAUUAGAAGUUUGGGACUGUGAGACUAUUGUAUCUACUUAUUCAAAUCUUGACAACCAUCCUGGUAUAAUACAAACUCCAGAGAUUCUAAAAAGAAAAUUUGCAAAAAAACUUCCAGUUGAUUCAAUUAAGAAGACUGGCAUGAUUGAACUUAGAGGUAAAGAGAAGCUUCCAGUGGAGUUUUUAUCACACAUCAAAAAAGAAUUUGAAAAGGCUAAGAAACCAGCUGGUUUUGAGAAACAAAAGAGUAAACCGCAUAGAGAGGAAUCAAAAGAUGAGAAAAAGGAACGCAAGGCUGCAGUGAAAGAGGAAAGGAGAGAAGCGAGACGAGCAAAAAAAGAACUUAAAGGUCUGUACAGAUGUGAAACCCACAAGGCUCAAAAGGUUGCUGCUGUUUCAAUGCCAUCUGCUAUACACCUCAUGUAGCAUCCAUUUCAGCUACCAUUCUAUAAGAAUUUUUGUGGCAGUAAGUUUUGAGAUGAAUUUUUAUAAAGUGAAAAACAUAUCCUGAAAUUUGCAUGGGGGUUAUAUUCAUAAAUUAUAAAUUAUAUUGCACUUAUUUGAAAGCGGAUGUAAUGAUUGUAAAAAUCACCAUGACUCAAAUUUUCUUCAUCUCCUGUGCUUGGUUCUCUUUGCUGUAGCAGUUUUGCUUCUUUAUUGACAUCUACUUCUCUC
Phalaenopsis equestris is the source of this 2124-nucleotide messenger RNA. RefSeq names its product protein LTV1 homolog. The record is from RefSeq and is a predicted model, not a curated record. The transcript is spliced from 5 exons. Gene Ontology annotation, biological process: ribosomal small subunit export from nucleus; ribosomal small subunit biogenesis. Gene Ontology annotation, cellular component: preribosome, small subunit precursor; nucleus; cytosol. Bases 250 to 1875 code for a protein of 541 amino acids. NCBI's taxonomy places the organism in Eukaryota, Viridiplantae, Streptophyta, Magnoliopsida, Asparagales, Orchidaceae.